AUGUUCAAAGGCACUGCCGAGAAAGAAAUGCAAGAAACGUUAAGUGAUUCCGAAGUGGAUGCGACGGCCACCUCCUAUCUCUUGGUUGUAUUGGGAUGUGUCAUAUUCCCCAAUACCAAUGGCAACCGAGUAGAUACCAACCUUCUACAACUAUUGCAUCCUCUCAAUAAGGUCACGGACUACUCCUGGGGAACGACAACUAUUGCAUUCUUGACGGCAGAGUUGAGAAAGGCGUCGAGGUUUAGAACUAGCCAAAUUGUCGGGAACGUGAGUCUAUUCCAGACAUGGAUCUAUGACCACUACCCCAGUAUGAAGUUGGUAGAUGUGAACCCAGCGUGGGAGAGAGGUACACCGAGAGGAACAAAGUACAAGUUCAAUGACAAUCGUUCAAGGACAAAGGAGCAACAGUUGGUUAGAUUGAGGGAGAAAUUAGACUCACUUAAGGCCUCGGAGGUAUGCUUUGAUCCAUACAAGGAAGACCGAGCUAGUAGACAUAUAGCGGGUCGUUCCGAGUUGUCCCAUUAUUUUGGACCGUUAUGGAACCCCACAUGUUAUGUGAUGUACAAUGUCUCCAGGGUGAUGGGACAACAUGGUGCUUGCCAAACAGUACCAUGGCAUCACAUUGAUGUCAAGUUCAAGUUGGACGUGGAGCAUAGCGAGUCUAACCAGGACAACAUCAAGGUAGUUUACUCUGGUACACCAUCUGUUGUUGAUCACUGGGAUAAGAGGAUGUACCACUUGGUGAACACUGGGAGAAAUGUCAACCGAGGUGAUGAGCUCCAGGCUAUACGGAGUGGUACCGGGAGUAUUCACAUCUUCGUGUAA
Molecule: messenger RNA, 825 nt
Organism: Papaver somniferum (opium poppy)
Lineage: Eukaryota; Viridiplantae; Streptophyta; Magnoliopsida; Ranunculales; Papaveraceae
Product: protein MAINTENANCE OF MERISTEMS-like
Exons: 2
Coding region: 1-825 (274 amino acids)
Source: RefSeq, a predicted model, not a curated record